AACGGGAAAUUCUCCAGUAACGAAAUCACAUUUCUCUUCGUCUCACCACUCUUACUCUCACUAGAGAGAAGCAAGAAUCAGUUCAAGAAUUCGGAGAGAAAAUAACAGAGGAAUCCAGGAGAGUAAAUAAUGGCCGACAUAGGUGAUGAUGGUGUUCAACUUCAAGGGAAGGAGCUAUAUAAGCACCAGUUUAAGCAGACUUUCACCACACGCUUGACAGAGAUUCUGGCUUUUAAUCCCAACUCUGUGGUUUCAGAGAGGGGUGUGAUAGAGAUUCUGGAGAAGUUAAACCGAGCGGCAAUCAUGUAUGGCAGGAGCUACAUUGCCGAAGAUGAGUCCGAGUAUGUUGAUUGCUCUAAUGUGAUUGGGUUUGGUUUGCCCCUGAUUGGCCAGGAGAGGUGCUUCAUGCAGUUGCUCAGAGAGUGUGAUCCACAAUCGGAAGUGGGUAGGAAAUUGUGGAACAUGAAACACCAAGCGGCUCUUGUUGGUGAAAAAGUCUCGCAGCAUCUUAUAAGGAUGAUGGUGGUGAUGAACACAGAGAACAAAAAGGAAAUGAUGAAGAAGUUCAGAGAUACUGUGCAUCUGUUUCCAUUCUUAGUGGAUGCUUUUGAAUGGCCGGGGAGAAGUGAAUAUUUUGGAGUAGUGUAUAACAGGAUCAACGUUCUUAUGGAACACGCACGCAAAGAAUUCAUCCUGCAGGUUAAGAGAUCAAGAAUGCCAGCUGGGAGUCUGGGAUAUGUUGAAGACCUUCUCAUAAAUUUGGACAACAAAAACGAGCGUGAUGAAUUUCUUGAUGACCUCCUUGAUCAGAUUGUGGAAGUUAUAUCAAUGCUGGAGUCUCUGCUGAGCUUUCCAAUACUGCCCGAUGGGCCAAGGUUGCUCUCUAGAAAUAUAAGAUCAGUAGCUUGGCUGCGUAAGGAGCUUGUGGAUAUGGAAAUAAAGAUGCACAACAAUAUUGGAAAAAGGGUAAGAGAACUGAUGGUUAAGUAUAAAGGGAAUAAGUAUUUCAAUGAUACUGCUGCAUUUCUCACGAGAGUGUAUUCACCAAGACAUGAUAUGUGGGAGGAUUUGGAAAGUGUGGUGAAAGCGGUGAAGCUGGGACCCCAAUCUCGAGGGCGAGUCAGACUCCAUGUUGGAGGAACUAUCAUUCAUAAGUACCGGAAUAGCGCACUGAUUCGGAUAGUAGGAAUCAACACCAGGAAGGAAGCUGAGUCGUUCACUGGAAAGCACAUUGUCUACUUCUACAGGGCUAACGUGAAGAAAAGCAACAGCCACUACCGCUGCAUUUGGGGAAAGGUUACCAGGCCUCAUGAUAACAGUGGCAUUCUUUGUGCUAGGUUCAUCUCCAAUUUACUCCCCAGGCAUGGUUGCAUGAGGGUAUAUAUGUAUCGUGCCAGGAUCAACUACGAGUUGCACAGGCCGCCUUUCGUCUAUGGAGACUAAUCUUGCAGUUCCCCAGGACCUUCGUCUAAUCUCGUGCUUGGUUUUGUUGGGUUCCAUCUUGGUCACUUCCCGACUAUUGUGAAUUUAGAUAUACUUUUCCCCCUGAUGUUCAGUCAAUUUUGUUUGCUGGGUUGUUAAUGUUUUUAAAGUUCUGUAUUAUCUGACCUUCAGUUUGAAUGUUUGCGGAUGUUAAUCAAGUUGCUUGAAUUGAUCUGUAGAGAUCAAGAUAAUUUCUUCUUAUUUUGGCUACCAUAUUA
This is a messenger RNA of Rosa chinensis, 1700 nucleotides long. RefSeq lists its product as uncharacterized. Gene Ontology annotation, cellular component: cytosolic large ribosomal subunit; ribosome. NCBI's taxonomy places the organism in Eukaryota, Viridiplantae, Streptophyta, Magnoliopsida, Rosales, Rosaceae. Gene Ontology annotation, biological process: ribosomal large subunit biogenesis; cytoplasmic translation. The transcript is spliced from 5 exons. Bases 130 to 1443 code for a protein of 437 amino acids. Gene Ontology annotation, molecular function: structural constituent of ribosome. The record is from RefSeq and is a predicted model, not a curated record.